UGCCCUGCCUGACGCACGCGUGCUGACAGGGGAGGGGAAAGGGGAAAGCUUCUCCCGCACAUAGCUCGCGGUCAGGGCACACGGGAGGAGAUGCCCGGCCAGGGUCCAGUGUCCGAGUGGACGGAGUGCAGUUCUUCCACAGAGCCGCCCACAGGGGCCAGGGCCGAGGGUGGCGGCGGCGGAUCAGCUGGAUAUUCUUAUUACCAGAAUUCCAAAGGUAUUGAUAGAUUCAAAGAUGGACACAAAAUGAACUCACACAUAGCCAUGCUGCAAGAGUUAUGGAAAACGCCUCAAGUUCAAACAAUUCACAUCCCUAAAUCAAUGACAGAGCCAUCCUUUCUAAAGCAUCCAGACCUCACCUUAGGCCAGAAGCGUUACCUGUGCAGCAUUGCUAAGAUCUAUAAUGCAAACUAUCUGAGGACGUUAAUGAAGAGGCAGUACAUGCAUGUGACCCAGCACAGCUCACAAAAACCAGGUGUCCUCACUCAUCACAGGAGCCACCUCAGUUCUCGUUACUCACAGAAGCAGCAUUACCCCUGCACUACAUGGCGACACCAGCUGGAGAGAGAGGACUCGGGGCCUUCUAACAUUGCAGCUGCAUCUGCACCUGAGAUGAUCAUACAGCAUUCCCUUUGGCGACCAGUGAGAAACAAAGAAAGUUUAAAAACUGGAUAUGCAUCUAAAACAAGAUGUAAGUCACUGAAGAUUUUUAGAAAACCAGGCAGACUGUUCAUGCAAUCAGUUUCCACAAAUGAUUCUGAAUCAUACAUGAAUGAAGAAAAAAAGGAAGAUGAUUUGCUAAAUAAGUGUAUGCAAUCAAUGUCAAUUGAAGAACACGGAGAACAUCUGAUGCUAACUUGACAAUCUUGAGUAUUGGUGAUGUGCCACAGGUGGGGGGAAGGGAUUGUGAAUCGUGUCCUCUCUACAUUCAGUAUUGUUAUUCACCACUAAGUCAUUAAGUAAUUUUAGUUUGUUCAGAAACUUUUACUACCAUGUAAAUGGUUUGAUGUAGUUCCAUGUACGAAUAUUUUGUGUAAUAAAAUUUGUGUGAAAUAUAUGCGUGUAGUCCUAGCUAGGUACAAUUAAAAUUCUUCUUGUC
Messenger RNA from Lagenorhynchus albirostris (white-beaked dolphin), 1099 nucleotides. RefSeq names its product family with sequence similarity 216 member A (gene FAM216A). The coding region runs from base 91 to 861 and encodes 256 amino acids. The transcript is spliced from 7 exons. Lineage: Eukaryota; Metazoa; Chordata; Mammalia; Artiodactyla; Delphinidae. The record is from RefSeq and is a predicted model, not a curated record.